AUGUCUGCGACUGCAUCCGCAAUUCCUCUCCCUGUUGCUUCCUCAGGUUCACGUCCACCAUCAAGACAGGCCUCGUCACGCCCUUCAUCGCGUCUUUCUACUCGCGGCCCACCCUCCCACCUUGGCACACCCCGCACGCCAGAGGCCCGUCCUCCAAGCGCAUACAACAGCGGCCGCUCAGCAAAGCGAACUAACAGCCACGAGCAGCUAACGGUGAUCGCUGCUGCUGUCAGUGAUGGAGAGAGUCAUCUUCCCCUGCCAGUAGCAAAUGGAAGUGUGAACGGUACGCUGGCUCCACCAGCUAGUAUCAAAGAAGGUGUACCGGAGGACUACCUCCUGUCCAGGACGAGAAGUCAAAGCCCGACUCGUUCUAUAUCCCGCAUCCCCGUCAGUUCUGUCGGGCAUGCACGGGCGCUAGCGGAAGAUGGCUCGCUCAUCGCCAGCACCUCGCUCCCUCAGCGAUCUUCAUCCCUGGGACCGCUUCCCUCCCCGUCGCUCAACUCUAAUGGUGACCCUUUAACCCCCACAUCCCUCUCGGGCGACCUCCAACUCUCUCCCUCCCCAAGUUCACCCAAUUUUGCAAGCUCUUCUUAUCGAAUGUCGAUGUCCUUGCGCAAGGCGAGCGGAAACGGGAACACCACUAAGGUGCUUGCGGAGCUCCAAGCUGGCGUGAGCAAUGCCAGAAACGCGCUAGAAAACACGAAGAACCAGUUGAGGACGAGUCAGCGGCAGGUUGCUCAGUUAACGAGACAAAAUGAGGAUCUAAAGGACGGGAGGGAAAGAAUGCGGAUUGAAAUCGAGAAUUUGAACAAUGUCGUCGCUCGCAAAGAACGUCUCCUUCAGGAACUUCUGGAGAGAGCACGGAAAGCAGAAGCGGAAGCUCUCGCGCUUAAAUCCCAGCUGAAGUCCGAAACGACCGCAAGCAAAUCCGCUCUCAAAGACAUGGAAAAGCAAGUCUCUGAGGCCACUGCAGUCAGCCAGAAGAGUCAUCGUGAAUUCAUAACUCUCAGCGAAACCGUGAAGAGUAUGACUGGGCAUUGGAAGGCAGACAUGGACGCUGUGCGUAAAGAGAUGGCGAAGAGAGAAGAGUUGCACAGACAUGAAGUCGAUGAAUGCACCAAAAAGUCCCAGAAUGUGAUAAAACUUGUCCAAGCGUCGAAAUCGGAACGAGCACAGCUGGAUGCCCUGAAGCGAGAGGCUUACACAGCGAACCAGGGCCUUGCAACACUGCUGAAGCCGCACAUGGACAAGCUACUCCAAACCUCCUCUAGAUCUGACGCCAACUCCGCCGAAGCCCUCAAGAUUGCACAAGAUAUACAGGCCGAACUGGCCCGAAUUCGCCGGUUGAUGCGUGUUGGUCACGGGCCUACACCUUCCGUUUCAGGUUUCUCCAGCUCUAUACAUCCUUCGCCUGCAACACCGGACCUCGCCUCGAUCUCCGAAUAA
Molecule: messenger RNA, 1446 nt
Organism: Dacryopinax primogenitus
Lineage: Eukaryota; Fungi; Basidiomycota; Dacrymycetes; Dacrymycetales; Dacrymycetaceae
Exons: 7
Coding region: 1-1446 (481 amino acids)
Source: RefSeq, a predicted model, not a curated record